Molecule: messenger RNA, 4579 nt
Organism: Suricata suricatta (meerkat)
Lineage: Eukaryota; Metazoa; Chordata; Mammalia; Carnivora; Herpestidae
Product: integrin alpha-M-like
Exons: 30
Coding region: 63-3524 (1153 amino acids)
Biological process (GO): cell adhesion mediated by integrin; cell-cell adhesion; cell-matrix adhesion
Cellular component (GO): integrin complex; external side of plasma membrane
Molecular function (GO): integrin binding
Source: RefSeq, a predicted model, not a curated record
GGUGGCUUCCCUGAAGUGGUUCAGUGGUGCGUGCAACCCCACAGAUCCUGCUCCCUCCAGCUAUGACUCCCCAAAUUCUUCUGUUAACAGCCUUGACCUUAUUAUGUCAUGGGUUCAACCUGGACACUAAACAUUCAACGCUCUUCCAAGAGAACGCAAGGGGCUUCGGGCAGAGUGUGGUCCAGCUUGAGGGAUCCCGGUUGGUGGUCGGAGCCCCCCAGGAGAUAAAGGCUGCCAACCAAACAGGUGGCCUCUACCAGUGUGACUACAGCACGAACAAGUGUGAGCCUAUCCCAGUGCAGGUCCCCCAGGAGGCAGUGAACAUGUCUCUGGGCCUGUCCCUGGCAUUUGCCGCCAACCCUUUCCGACUGCUGGCCUGUGGCCCCACGGCGCACCAAACUUGUAAGGAGAACACCUAUGUGAAUGGCUUAUGCUUCCUCUUUGGAUCCAAUCUACGGCAGCAGCCCCAGAGUUUCCCAGAGAACCUCAGAGAGUGCCCUCGGCAAGACAGUGAUAUUGCCUUCUUGAUUGAUGGUUCUGGGAGCAUCAUCCCAAACGACUUUCAGCGGAUGAAGGAUUUUGUCUCAACUGUGAUGGAUCAAUUCAAGAAAUCCCAAACCUUGUUUUCUUUGAUGCAGUACUCUGAAGAUUUCCAGACUCAUUUCACCUUUAAUGAUUUCAAGAAAAACCCUAACCCAGCAGCGCUGGUGAGGCCAAUAAAACAGUUGAUCGGGAGGACGCACACUGCCACAGCAAUCCGCAAAGUAGUAAGAGAACUGUUUCAGAGCAGCAGUGGAGCCCGGGAGAAUGCUUUUAAGAUUUUAGUAGUCAUCACGGAUGGAGAAAAGUAUGGUGAUCCCUUGGAGUACGAGGAUGUCAUUCCUGAAGCGGACAGAGAGGGGAUCAUUCGCUAUGUCAUUGGGGUGGGAAGUGCUUUCAACAAUCAGAGACAUCUUGAAGAACUUCGUACCAUUGCAUCCAAGCCUUCUCGUGAUCAUGUGUUCCGGGUGGAUAACUUUGAAGCUCUGAAGACCAUUCAAGACCAGCUUCAGGAAAAGAUCUUUGCAAUUGAGGGGACUCAGACAGGAAGUACCAGCUCCUUUGAACAUGAGAUGUCUCAGGAAGGCUUCAGUGCUGUCAUCACCUCUGGUGGUCUCUUGCUAGGUGCUGUGGGAAGCUUUGACUGGGCUGGUGGAGCUUUUCUACAUACGUCAAAGGAUAAAUUCACCUUCAUCAACACAACCAGGGUAGAUUCAGACAUGAACGAUGCUUACUUGGGUUAUGCGGCUGAAGUCAUCUGGAGGAGUAGGAUGCAAAAAAACGUGGUUCUUGGAGCACCUCGAUAUCAGCACACUGGCCUAGUGGUGAUGUUCAAAGAGAAUGCUGGUACCUGGGAGAGCAGCGCUGUUAUCAAGGGCAGCCAGAUUGGCUCCUACUUUGGGGCCUCCCUCUGCUCUGUGGACAUGGAGAAAGAUGGCAGCUCUGACCUGGUCCUCAUUGGGGCCCCCUAUUACUACGAGCAGACAAGGGGGGGCCAGGUGUCUGUAUGCCCCUUGCCUAGGGGGAGGGCUAGGUGGCAGUGUGAAGCUGUUCUCCAUGGGGAACAAGGCCACCCCUGGGGCCGCUUUGGGGCAGCCCUGACAAUGCUGGGAGACGUGAAUGGAGACAAGCUGACAGAUGUAGCAAUUGGGGCCCCAGGAGAGCAGGAGAACCGGGGUGCUGUUUACCUAUUUCAUGGAACCUCAAGACCGGGCAUUAGCCCUUCCUACAGCCAGCGGAUUGAAAGCUCCCAGCUCUCCCCGACGCUCCAAUAUUUUGGUCAGUCACUGAGUGGGGGCCAGGACCUCACAAUGGAUGGACUGGUGGACCUGGCUGUAGGGGCCCAAGGCCAUGUGUUCCUGCUUAGAUCCCAGCCUGUCCUGAGACUUGAGGUGACCAUGGAGUUCACACCCAAAGAAAUGGCAAGGAAUGUGUUUGAGUGUGGUGAAAAGGUGGUCAAAGAUCAGACUGCUGGGGAGGUCAGAGUUUGCCUCCGUGUCCGCAAGAAUACACGGGACAGGCUAAGAGAAGGAGAGAUUCAGAGCAACGUCACAUAUGAUCUGACUUUGGAUCCAAGUUUCUCACAUCCCCGAGUUGUCUUUGAAGAGACAAAGAACAGCACACGCAGACAGACAAGGAUCUUGCAGCUGAAUCAAGAAUGUGAGACCCUAAAACUACUGUUACUGUAUUGUAUAGAGGACUCGGUGAACCCCAUCAUCUUGCACUUCAACUUCUCUCUGGUGGGGAACCCCUUGUCCUUAUUCGGGAACCUCCAGCCAGUGCUGGCUUUGGAUGCUCAGAGAGUCUUCACAGCUUUGUUUCCCUUUGAGCAGAAUUGUGGCAGUGACAACAUCUGCCAUGAUGACCUCAGCAUCACCUUCACGUUUAUGGGUCUGGAUGCCGUGGUGGUGGGUGGUCCUCGAGACCUGAAUGUGACACUGACUGUGAGAAAUGAGGGCGAGGACUCCUACAGGACUCAAGUUACCUUCUUCUACCCACCUGGCUUGUCCUAUCGAACGGUGUCAGUGGCCCAGAGGCAGCGCUCACAGCGACCUUGGCGCCUGACUUGUCAGUCUGAAGACUCCGUCAAUGGGCCUGAGGCUUUGAAGAAUUGCAGUUGCAACAUAAACCACCCCAUCUUCCCAAACAACUCAGAGGUCACCUUUAAUAUCACAUUUGGUGUGGCAUCUGAUGCUUCCUUUGGAGAGAGACUACUGCUCAAGGCCAGUGUGACCAGUGAGAACAACACAACUAAGACCAACAAAACUGAAUUCCAACUGGAGCUGCCUGUGAAAUACACUAUCUUCGUGGUGGUCACCAGCCGUGAAGCUUCCACCAAAUAUCUCAACUUCACAGCCUCAGAGAAGACCAGCCAUAUUAUAGAGCACCAAUAUGAGUUCAACAACUUGGGGCAGAGGAGCCUCCCCAUCAGUGUGGUCUUCUGGGUGCCUAUCAAGCUGAACCAGGUGGCUGUGUGGGAUGACCUCCAGGUCACCUUCUUCCAGAACCUCUCCAGAACAUGCCACACCACGGAGAAGGCUCCCCCUCUCUCUGACUUCAUGACAGAGCUUAAGAAGGCCCCGGUGGUGAACUGCUCCAUUGCUGUCUGCCAGAGAAUCCAGUGUGACCUCCCAUCCUUCGGCAUCCAGGAAAAAGUCAACAUUACCCUCCAAGGCAAACUCUUGUUUGACUGGUAUAUCAAGACUUCGGCAAACUACCUCCAGGUUGUGAGCAUGGCAGAGGUCUUGUUUAAUGAUUCGAAGUUUGCCGUGCUUCCAGGACAGGAGGCAUUUCUGAGAGCCCAGACAGAAACCAAAGUGGAGCCAAAUGAAGUGCACAACCCUUUACCACUUAUAGUGGGCAGCUCAGUGGGGGGGCUGGUGCUUCUGGCCCUCAUCACUGCUGGACUGUACAAGCUUGGCUUCUUCAAACGGCAGUACAAGGACAUGAUGGGUGAAGCUGGUCCCAAUGCCCAGCCCCAGUAACAACUCCUUCCCCGUUGAGUGGCCUCUCCUGCAGCAAGUAGGACUUUGGUCCAACCAGCAUGCGGGUCUCCAGCUGUUAGACAGACUCAGCUAUUAGGAGAGUGGGGUGGCAGCAUCUUAUUCAAGAAAGAACAGCUUGGGUUUCCAUUCCUGUGCGUGUAUGUUUGUACAAGUGUGUGUGUAAGCAUAUGCAUGAGUUGUGUGUGUGAUUUAGAUGUAUUUUGCAUGAGGAUGAGUGCCUUCAGUACAACCUCUCAGGCAGAAGAGAAUUCUUUAGGCUUCUUUGUGUAUGGGUGAAGGUGCCUUUGGGCCUUCCUCUUGACAGAAGUGAUGGCAGCUUUUGUGGGUGAAGAUAAAGGGAAAUGCAACAGAUCCUGCUCCUGCUGAAGGAAGCAAGACCUCCUUUCAUGGGUGAGGACACAGACCCACAGGAGCCUUUGCAGCUGAAUCAAGACCACAUGGAGGAGCCAUGGUGCAGCCAGGAUCUGAUCAGCCACCAGGAGCCUGUGCACUCAUUCCAUACUAGAGCUACAUAAGGUCCAAUGAACAAUGGUGCACCUCCUUUUAUGUAUACAUUUACUUAUUAUUUUAAUAUUACUUUUAUUUUUUGGAGGGGUAAAUCUAUCAAUAGUACAAAAAUCAAAAGAUGAGCAAGAAAGAAUGGUGAAAAGUUUCCCUUCCAUCCUGGUCUCCGCAGCCACCCAAGUCCUUCCUAAGGGGCUACAAGGUUAUGUUUUUGGGGUCUCCUUCACAAAGAUCCUAAGCGUAUGCAAACAUACACACACACACACACACACACACACACACACACACACACACAGGCUUUUUUACACAAAUGGUAACAGGUGAUAUUUAUACUGUUCUGCAUCUUGCUUUAUUCAUCAAUAUAGCUUGGGAGUUUUAUAUCAAGAUAUUUUUUCAUUCUUCUAUACAGCUGUGUAGUAUCCCAUUGUGUGGGUAGAUCAUGAUGUAUUCAACCAGUUUCUUUUCAGUAUAUUAUUUCCAACUUCUUGCAAUCACAAACAAUGAUAAAUUAAUAAAUUGAAUAUAUGUCA